Oncorhynchus nerka (sockeye salmon) is the source of this 3102-nucleotide messenger RNA. It is a transcript of the gene ube2d1b, whose product is annotated as ubiquitin-conjugating enzyme E2D 1b. The record is from RefSeq and is a predicted model, not a curated record. The transcript is spliced from 7 exons. Lineage: Eukaryota; Metazoa; Chordata; Actinopteri; Salmoniformes; Salmonidae. Gene Ontology annotation, cellular component: nucleus. Gene Ontology annotation, biological process: protein K48-linked ubiquitination. Gene Ontology annotation, molecular function: ubiquitin conjugating enzyme activity. The coding region runs from base 177 to 620 and encodes 147 amino acids.
AGCCGACCGUAAACAGAAAGCGGAAACAAUAGGGAACCACAUACACACACCCUUGUCUUGGCGACCUACUCAGGGAAAUAAAAUACCUUUACCUUUUAAGCAAUACUAUUAAAUAGACAUCUAAAGAAAAUACGAAGUCGACGAGUACUUGAGGGCAUUUGACUAAGUCGGUCACCAUGGCACUGAAAAGAAUACAGAAGGAGCUUCAUGACCUGCAGAGGGAUCCGCCAGCACAGUGCUCUGCUGGACCCGUGGGAGAGGACUUGUUCCAUUGGCAAGCAACAAUAAUGGGGCCAGGUGAUAGUCCAUACCAAAGUGGUGUCUUCUUUCUCACAAUCCACUUCCCCACCGACUAUCCCUUCAAGCCACCAAAGGUAGCAUUCACAACAAAGAUCUAUCAUCCAAACAUCAACAGUAACGGGAGCAUCUGCUUGGACAUCUUGCGAUCCCAGUGGUCUCCAGCAUUAACUGUAUCAAAAGUUCUGUUGUCCAUAUGUUCGUUGCUUUGUGACCCGAACCCGGACGACCCCUUAGUUCCAGACAUAGCACAGAUCUACAAACUAGACAAAGAGAAAUACAACAGACUAGCAAGAGAUUGGACUCAGAAGUAUGCAAUGUAAAGGCCCUCCUGAAGAUUUUUUUUUAAGUCACAAAACACUGUACAUUCUGGUAAUAGAAAGUAAACUUAGGUGAUAUGGAACACAUUGUACUGUCAACAUUUAUCAUGUGAACCCAUGAACUAUAGAUGAUUUUGUGUUUACAGGGGGUAUACACUGCACAUAUGUACAUUAAGGGUUGAUAGAUAUGGGGGACAACAACUGUACAUUGUUGUUAUCCCUACUUCCUGGUUGUGGGAACUUUUGUUUCUCGUCUCAUGAAUGGAAGAGGAAGUCAUUAGAAUACUGUAGCCCACGGUUACAUUCAGAAUACUGUAGCCUGCUGUUCCAGUCAUCAGAAUACUGUAGCCUGUUAGUCAUCAGAAUACUGUAGCCUGCUGUUCCAGUCAUCAGAAUACUGUAGCCUGCUGUUAGUCAUCAGAAUACUGUAGCCUGCUGUUAGUCAUCAGAAUACUGUAGCCUGCUGUUCCAGUCAUCAGAAUACUGUAGCCUGCUGUUCCAGUCAUCAGAAUACUGUAGCCUGCUGUUAGUCAUCAGAAUACUGUAGCCUGCUGUUCCAGUCAUCAGAAUACUGUAGCCUGCUGUUAGUCAUCAGAAUACUGUAGCCUGUUGUUAGUCAUCAGAAUACUGUAGCCUGCUGUUCCAGUCAUCAGAAUACUGUAGCCUGCUGUUCCAGUCAUCAGAAUACUGUAGCCUGCUGUUAGUCAUCAGAAUACUGUAGCCUGCUGUUAGUCAUCAGAAUACUGUAGCCUGCUGUUCCAGUCAUCAGAAUACUGUAGCCUGCUGUUCCAGUCAUCAGAAUACUGUAGCCUACUGUUAGUCAUCAGAAUACUGUAGCCUGCUGUUCCAGUCAUCAGAAUACUGUAGCCUGCUGUUAGUCAUCAGAAUACUGUAGCCUGCUGUUCCAGUCAUCAGAAUACUGUAGCCUGCUGUUAGUCAUCAGAAUACUGUAGCCUGCUGUUAGUCAUCAGAAUACUGUAGCCUGCUGUUCCAGUCAUCAGAAUACUGUAGCCUGCUGUUCCAGUCAUCAGAAUACUGUAGCCUGCUGUUAGUCAUCAGAAUACUGUAGCCUGCUGUUAGUCAUCAGAAUACUGUAGCCUGCUGUUCCAGUCAUCAGAAUACUGUAGCCUGCUGUUCCAGUCAUCAGAAUACUGUAGCCUGCUGUUAGUCAUCAGAAUACUGUAGCCUGCUGUUAGUCAUCAGAAUACUGUAGCCUGCUGUUAGUCAUCAGAAUACUGUAGCCUGCUGUUAGUCAUCAGAAUACUGUAGCCUGCUGUUAGUCAUCAGAAUACUGUAGCCUGCUGUUCCAGUCAUCAGAAUACUGUGGCCUGCUGUUAGUCAUCAGAAUACUGUAGCCUGCUGUUAGUCAUCAGAAUACUGUAGCCUGCUGUUAGUCAUCAGAAUACUGUAGCCUACUGUUAGUCAUCAUAAUACUGUGGCCUGCUGUUAGUCAUCAGAAUACUGUGGCCUACUGCUACAGUACAACAUACUCAUGGCUCUCCUGACUGUCACCCAUAAAGAGGGAAAUGGCCUACUGCUACAGUACAACAUACUCAUGGCUCUGCUGACUGUCACCCAUAAAGAGGGAAAUGGCCUACUGCUACAGUACAACAUACUCAUGGCUCUGCUGACUGUCACCCAUAAAGAGGGAAAUGGCCUACUGCUACAGUACAACAUACUCAUGGCUCUGCUGACUGUCACCCAUAAAGAGGGAAAUGGCCUACUGCUACAGUACAACAUACUCAUGGCUCUGCUGACUGUCACCCAUAAAGAGGGAAAUGGCCUACUGCUACAGUACAACAUACUCAUGGCUCUGCUGACUGUCACCCAUAAAGAGGGAAAUGGCCUACUGCUACAGUACAACAUACUCAUGGCUCUGCUGACUGUCACCCAUAAAGAGGAAAUGGCCUACUGCUACAGUACAACAUACUCAUGGCUCUGCUGACUGUCACCCAUAAAGAGGGAAAUGGCCUACUGCUACAGUACAACAUACUCAUGGCUCUGCUGACUGUCACCCAUAAAGAGGAAAUGGCCUACUGCUACAGUACAACAUACUCAUGGCUCUGCUGACUGUCACCCAUAAAGAGGGAAAUGGCCUACUGCUACAGUACAACAUACUCAUGGCUCUGCUGACUGUCACCCAUAAAGAGGGAAAUGGCCUACUGCUACAGUACAACAUGCUCAUGGCUCUGCUGACUGUCACCCAUAAAGAGGGAAAUGGCCUACUGCUACAGUACAACAUACUCAUGGCUCUGCUGACUGUCACCCAUAAAGAGGGAAAUUGAGGAAUCAAACCAAUUUGACAGUUUUCUUUUUAUUGUAUCCAUCUAUUCUGGACCUACUUUAGUUGUUUUAGCAUUAAGUCAGAACUUCAUUAAAACAUUGAAAUACAUUCUCUGCCAUUAACAGUGAUUUAGGGGCUUCAGUUAUGGCUAUGGCUUAUGCUGUUUAGCACUUUUGUAUAAUUAAAGAAUGGUACACUUUA